Molecule: messenger RNA, 2248 nt
Organism: Ceratotherium simum simum (southern white rhinoceros)
Lineage: Eukaryota; Metazoa; Chordata; Mammalia; Perissodactyla; Rhinocerotidae
Source: RefSeq, a predicted model, not a curated record
AUGUGCCCGCCGGUUUUCUACCUGAGCGCUGUUUCCGGUUUUCUACCUGGGCGCUAUUUCCGGUUUUCUACCUGGGCGCUGUUUCCGGUUCUCCAGGCUUUUCCGGGGGAGGGUCCUGCAGCGGCCGAAUCACAUCCUUCUUCCAUCAGCCGCGCCCGAGCAUCUGAAAAUGAACAAAUUCCAGUUUCCUUCAAUGACCUGACUGUGGACUUCACCCAGGCUGAGGGGCAGCAGCUGGACCCCCCUCAGAGGCUCCUGUACAGGGACGUGAUGCUGGAGAACUACAGUAACCUAGUCUCGGUGGGGUAUCACGUUAGCAAACCAGAUGUGCUCUUCAAAUCGGAGCGAGGAGAAGAGCUGUGGACAGUGGAGGGAUUCCCACAUCGGAACCACCCAGGUGUUGAUGAUGCCUCAGAGAAAGACAAGGAAAUCCAAGGCAGACAUUUGAGGCACAUUGUUUUCUUCAACAGUAAAACACUGGUUACAGAGAGGGCUGAUGUAUUUGGGAAAACAUUUAGUAUGGGCACAAAUAUUGUUCCCUCAAGAAAAACACAGUACAACUAUAAUCCAUGUGGAAACAAUGUGAAAACUAAUUCAGAGGUAAUUGUUGCAAAGAAAAGCUGUUUUAAAAAGGUUCCUGAUGAAUACAGUGGAGGUGGAAAACCACUACUCCACUCUAAGCAUGAGAAAAGUCAUUCUGGAAUAAAAAAAUACAAAUAUAAUCCAAUUUGGAAAGCCAGAAGUCAAAAUGAAUAUCUUAUUCUGCACCAGAACAUUCAGACUUUGAAACAACUUUUUGACUAUAAUAAAUGUGGGAAAACUUUCUUCAAAAGGGCAGUCAUCAUUACACAGAAGAGGGUACAUGCUUACAGGAAACUAAAUGAAUGUAAUGAAUGUAGGAAAACCUUUUCUAAGAAGUCCACUCUCAUGGUACAUCAGAGAAUUCAUACAAGGGAGAAACCCUAUGUUUGUAAUGACUGUAGGAAAACCUUCUGUGUAAAGACAAACCUCACUCGAUACCAAAGAAUUCAUACUGGAGAGAGACCCUAUGAAUGCAGUGAAUGUGGGAAAACCUUCACUGACAAAUCAGCCCUCAUUGUACAUCAGAAAAUUCACAGAGGGGAGAAAUCCUAUGAGUGUAAGGAAUGUGGAAAGACCUUUCAAAAGUCAGCCCUCACUGAAUAUUUCAGGUCACACACAGGGGAGAAACCUUAUGACUGCAAGGAAUGUGGGAACGCCUUCAGCAAGAAAUCUUGCCUUGCUGUUCACCAAAGAACUCAUGGAGGAGAGAAACCCAGUGAACGUAAGGAAUGUGGGAAAACCUUCUUCUGUCAGUCAGCCCUUACUGCACAUCAGAGAAUUUGCACAGAAGAGAAACCCUAUGAAUGUUGUGAAUGUGGGAAAACCUGUCAGUCAGCCUUCAGUGUGCAUCAGAGAACUCAUACGGGAGAGAAACCCUAUGAAUGCAGUCAAUGUGGGAAAUUUUUAUGUACUAAAUUGACCCUCAUUGCGUAUCAGAUAACUCAUAGAGGAAAGGAAUUUUAUGUAUGUAAUGAAUGUGGGAAAUCCUUUUGCCAUAAGUCAACACUCUCUAUAUACAUCAAAGCUCACACAGGAGAGAAACACAAUGUGUUUAAGAAAUGUGGUAGAACAUUCAUUAUGAGGUCAGACCACAAUGAACAUAAGAGAAUUCACACAAAGGAGAAUCUUUAUGAGUGUAAUGAACGUGGGCAUGCCAUCAGCAAAAGCUCACACCUUGUUGAACAUCAGAAAACUAUAGGGGAGAGACCAUAUGAAUAUAACGAAUGUGGGAGAACCUACUGCCGGAAGUCAGCCGUCACUCACCACCAGAGAACGCAUACAGAAGAGAGACCCUAUGGGUGUAAUGAAUGUGGGAACACCUUCUGCCAAAAGUUCUCCUUCAUUGAACAUCAGCGAACUCACACUGGGGAGAAACCGUAUGAAUGUAAUGGAUGUGGGAAAUCCUUCUGCCGUAAGUCAGCCUUCAGGGUACACUGGAGAAUUCACACAGGAGAGAAACCCUGUGAAUGUAGUGAAUGUGGGAAAACCUACUGUCAGCUGUGGACUUUCACUGAACAUCAGAAAAUACACGGGGAGAAACCCUAUGAGUGUAACAAAUGUGAGAAGACAUUUCACCACAAAUCAAACUUCCUUUUACAUCAGACAACUCAUAAGGAGUGAAUUCCAAGAAAGCAGUGACCCACAAAGCAGCAAUUCAAAUAAUUUA